Molecule: messenger RNA, 1899 nt
Organism: Diceros bicornis minor
Lineage: Eukaryota; Metazoa; Chordata; Mammalia; Perissodactyla; Rhinocerotidae
Product: GTPase IMAP family member 7-like
Exons: 2
Coding region: 465-1355 (296 amino acids)
Molecular function (GO): GTP binding
Source: RefSeq, a predicted model, not a curated record
GGUUGUCAGUAAAUAUUUGUUGAAUGAAUAAAUAGAACCAUGAGGCUUUUCAGAGUGUCCUAUGGAAGUGAGUCAAAAAAGCAGACUUGUAAAAGUAAACUGUCCACUUAGAGAUGAAAGGAAGGCUGAUGGUGAAUACUGGGAAGAAGAGAAAAUUGGAGGGAAAUAAAUUAGACAUAUGUUUCUUUUCUGGGUUUCAAGAGGAAAUAAGAAGGAAACAUAGGGUAACUUUCCAAAGAGAAUUAGCUGAAAAGCCAGCAACGAAAGCUUGCUCAUACAAGCUGACAACAUUCUAAAAGGGACUGGGCACCAACCCCACUGGAGGCUGAGCCGACCGCAGACGAGAGAGAAGGAAGGAUGGAAUACGAGGGUGAGAAACAACAACCAGCUGAAAAGUAGGGGCUGUUUCAUCUCCUUCCCAACCUUAAGGUCUUGUGAGUACCUAAGCCCCAGAGCCUCUUGAUAUGAACAUGGCUGACUCUCAGGACAAUGCUCUGAGGAUUGUUCUGGUAGGGAAAACUGGAAGUGGGAAAAGUGCAACAGCAAACACCAUCCUCGGAAAAAAAGUAUUUGCUUCUAAAAUUGCUGCCCAUGCUGUUACCCCAACCUGUCAAAAGGAAUCUCGGGAAUGGAAGGGCAGGGACCUUCUUGUUGUUGACACCCCAGGGCUCUUUGACACCGGGAAGAGCAAGGAGACCACCUGUGAGGAAAUCAGCACGUGUGUCCUCUCCUCCUGCCCCGGGCCUCACGCCAUCGUCAUGGUUCUGCGGUUGGGCCGCUACACAGAGGAAGAGCAGAAAACCGUUGCAUUGAUCAAAAAUCUCUUUGGGAAGGCAGCCAUGAAGCAUAUGAUCAUCUUGUUCACUCGCAAAGAUGAAUUGGAGGAUCAGAGCCUAAGUGACUUUAUAGCAGCGGCGGAUGUGAAGCUAAGAAACAUCAUCCAGGAGUGUGAGAACCGCUACUGCGCCUUCAACAACAGAGCAGACGAAGCUGAGAAGGAAGCUCAAGUGCAGGAGCUGGUGGAGCUGGUGGAGAAAAUGGUGCAUGACAAUGGAGGGGCUCACUUUUCGGAUGCCAUAUACAAAGACGCAGAGGAAAGGCUGAAACGACGGGCAGAGGACUUGAAGAAAAUCUACACUGAUCAAUUAAAUAAUGAAAUUAAACUAGUAGAACAGGAAUAUGCUGAUAAAAUAAAAUAUGCACAGCAAGAAAAAGAGGAAAAAAUUAAAUUACUAAAGAUGAAAUAUGAUGAACGAAUAAAAAAUAUAAGGCAAGAAUCUGAGAAUAGUGUAUACCAAAAUGUUUUUAAUCGGAUUAUCAUGAUGCUUUCAAGAAUAUGGCAUAUGUUUUGGUAGUAAUGUAAAUUUCAUUUUUCUUUCUUAAUUUACUAUGAUUGUUAAUGUAGAGGAUUAUAAUUUCCAAAGAUGGCUACAAUUGUAUCUUCUAUCCUACUUAUUCUUUUUACAAUCUGACCUUGUUACUUCUUCCAUUGAGUUAUGAGAUCUGUGUCUUCUACCCUGAAAUUGGAUGGACUUUGUGACUGCUUUGAUAAAUAGUGGAUACGUGAAGCAACACCAUGUGACUUCUAAAGUUCGAUAGGAAAAUUGCAUCCUUGCUUUCUUGGGGUGCUUGCCCUUGGGACUUGGCCACCGUGUUAUGAGGGAGCCCAAGUUGCCCGUUGAGAGGCCUACAGGCAGAGAAUUUGAAGUCACUGGCCCACUCCCCUGACUGAUCUUUCAUCUGCCAGCCAUGCAAGUGAGGCAACACAGAAGUGCAUUCUCCAGCUGCUGACAGAGCCACCUCUGAUGAAGCUGCAAAGAGCAAAGAUGAGCCAUUCCCACUGAGUCCUGCCCAAAUUGCAGAUUCAUGAGAAAAAUAAAUGACUUUUGUUGUUUUAAA